AUGGCACUAGUGAUUAUACUGACUACCUUCUUUGUGAUUAUUCUUGCUCCUUCUCAGCCUUGCCAGACCCCUGAUGACUUCGUGGCUGCCACUUCUCCAGGACAUAUCUUGAUUGGAGGUUUGUUUGCCAUUCAUGAGAAAAUGCUGUCCUCAGAAAACUAUCCCAGACGGCCAGAAAUCCAGAAGUGUUUUGGCUUUGAAAUAUCCGUCUUUCUUCAAACUCUCGCCAUGAUACACAGCAUUGAGAUGAUCAAUAACUCGACACUACUACCUGGAGUCAAACUAGGGUAUGAAAUCUAUGACACUUGUACAGAAGUCACAGUGGCAAUGGCAGCCGCUUUGAGGUUUCUUUCUAAAUUCAACUCCUCCAAAGAAACGGUGGAGUUUAAGUGCAACUAUUCCAGCUACACGCCAAGGGUGAAGGCUGUCAUAGGUGCCGGCUACUCGGAAAUAACCAUAGCCAUCUCCAGGAUGUUGAAUUUAGAGCUCAUGCCACAGGUUAGUUAUGAAUCAACUGCAGAAAUCCUGAGUGACAAAAUUCGCUUUCCUUCAUUUUUACGGACUGUGCCCAGUGACUUCUAUCAAACUAAAGCAAUGGCCCAUCUGAUACAGAAAUCUGGUUGGAACUGGAUUGGCGUCAUAACCACGGAUGACGACUAUGGACGAUUGGCUCUCAACACUUUUGCAGUUCAGGCUGCAGCAAAUAAUGUGUGCAUAGCCUUCAGAGAGGUUCUCCCAGCCUUCCUCUCAGAUAAUACCAUCCAAGUCAGGAUCAAUCAGACACUUGAGAAAAUCAUUGCAGAAGCCCAAGUUAAUGUCAUUGUGGUAUUUCUGAGGCAAUUCCAUGUUUUCAAUCUCUUCAAUAAAGCCACUGAAAGGAAUAUAAGUAAGAUCUGGAUUGCUAGUGAUAACUGGUCAACUGCCACAAAGAUUAUCACGAUUCCUAAUGUUAAAAGCAUUGGCAAAGUUGUGGGGUUUACCUUUAGAAGAGGGAAUAUGUCCUCUUUCCAUUCCUUUCUUCAAAAUCUCCAUAUGUUGCCCAAUGAGAAUAACAAACCCUUAAAAGAAUAUGCCAUGCUCUUGUCUGCCUGUGCAGAUGUCAAAGACAGUGACCUGAGUCAGUGCAUUUCCAACCAUUCUCAGGGGACUUUGGUCUACAAUGGUGUAGAAAGGAACUUCUCCCUGAGAAAUGACUUCUUGUGGGACUAUACUGAGCCAGGACUCGUUCACAGUAUCCAACUUGCAGUGUUUGCCCUUGGUUAUGCCAUUCGAGAUCUUUGCCAAGCUCGAGACUGUCAGAACCCCAACGCCUUUCAACCAUGGGAGUUACUUCAUGUACUGAAAAAUGUGACAUUCUCUAAUGGAAGGAACUCAUUUCAUUUUGAUGCUCAUGGGGACAUGAAUACUGGAUACGAUGUUCUGCUCUGGAAGGAGAUCAAUGGCCACAUGACUAUCACCAAGAUGGCAGACUAUGACCUACAGAAUGAUGUCUUCAUCUUCACAGGCCAAGAAACAAAAAAGGAGUUCAGAAAUCUUAAGCAAAUUCAAUCUAAAUGCUCCAAGGAAUGCAGGCCUGGACAAAUGAAGAAAACUACAAGGAGUCAACAUACCUGCUGCUAUGAAUGUGUGAACUGUCCUGAAAAUCACUACAGUAAUCAGACAGAUAUGGAUCACUGCCUUUUAUGCAACAACAAAACCCACUGGUCCCCUGUAGGGAGCAGCAUGUGCUUUGAAAAGGAAGUGGAGUAUCUCAACUGGAAUGACCCCUUGGCUAUCCUGCUCUUGGCCCUUUCCCUAGUGGGAAUCAUGUUCGUUUUGGCCAUUGGCAUUAUAUUUACAAGAAACCUGAACACCCCCGUUGUAAAAUCAUCGGGGGGACUGGCAGUCUGCUAUGUGAUCCUCCUCUGUCACUUACUCAACUUUGUUAGCACGGGCUUUUUCAUUGAAGAACCACAAGACUUCACAUGUAAAACCAGGCAGAUGCUGUUUGGUGUGAGCUUUACUCUUUGCAUCUCCUGCAUUCUGAUGAAGUCCCUGAAAAUUUUGCUAGCCUUCAGCUUCGAUCCUAAGUUGCAGAUCUUCCUGAAGUGCCUCUAUAAACCAAUCCCCAUUAUCUUCAUAUGUACAAGUAUCCAGGUUGUCAUUUGCACACUCUGGUUAAUAUUUGCAGCACCAGCUGUGGGGGAGAAUGUCUCCUUGCCCAGAGUCGUCAUCUUGGAAUGCGAGGAGGGAUCCAUCAUUGCAUUCGGCAGCAUGCUGGGCUAUAUCGCCAUCCUGGCCUUCAUCUGCUUCAUAUUUGCCUUCAAAGGCAGGAAAUUACCUGAGAAUUACAAUGAAGCCAAAUUCAUCACCUUUGGCAUGCUCAUUUACUUCAUAGCUUGGAUCACAUUCAUUCCUGUCUAUGCUACCACGUUUGGCAAAUACCUGCCAGCAGUGGAGAUAAUCGUCAUUUUAAUAUCUAAUUAUGGGAUCCUGUGUUGCACAUUCUUCCCCAAGUGUUAUAUUAUUCUUUGUAAGCAAGAGACCAACACAAAAUCUGCCUUUCUCAAGAUGAUUUAUAGUUACUCUUCCCAUAGUGCAGACAGCCUCGCCGUGAGUCAUGUUUCACUGGACUCUACAAACAGCAACAUCAUAAUGACCAACCAAGACUCCUGUGGCAAAUCUGCAGCCUCGAAGAAAAGCAAGGACCUUCAGGGACAAGCAUUUUCACACAUAUACCAACAAAAUGCUACCAGUGUAUGUAAAACUUGGCCUCGGAAAAGAAUUUCAAGCAUAUGA
Messenger RNA from Choloepus didactylus (southern two-toed sloth), 2778 nucleotides. It is a transcript of the gene GPRC6A, whose product is annotated as G protein-coupled receptor class C group 6 member A. Gene Ontology annotation, cellular component: membrane. Lineage: Eukaryota; Metazoa; Chordata; Mammalia; Pilosa; Megalonychidae. Bases 1 to 2778 code for a protein of 925 amino acids. Gene Ontology annotation, biological process: G protein-coupled receptor signaling pathway. The record is from RefSeq and is a predicted model, not a curated record. The transcript is spliced from 6 exons. Gene Ontology annotation, molecular function: G protein-coupled receptor activity.